Molecule: messenger RNA, 1260 nt
Organism: Staurois parvus
Lineage: Eukaryota; Metazoa; Chordata; Amphibia; Anura; Ranidae
Source: the annotation of a GenBank genome assembly
AUGAGGGUCCUGUUGUACCUCGGUUUCAGUUUGCUUCUGCUGUGUUUGACAGUCUUUGCUGACCACGAGGGCAAGAAACAUGAUCACGAAGAUGACCAUGAGAAGAAAGAUGACCAUGAUCACAAGCACCAUGACCAUGCCGAAAGAAUUUUGCCCAUCCAAAAAGUACAAGCUGGCAAUAAAAAAUUUGCAUUCGACCUCUAUGGAAAGGUAGCAACUGACCAUCCAGAAAAGAACAUUGCCAUGUCCCCAAUAAGUAUAUCUGUAGCCAUGGUCUUCCUGUCUCUCGGUGCAAAGGACAAAACCCAUGACCAGAUCGUAGAAGGCAUCCGCUUUAACAUUUCUGAGAUUUCCGAAACAGAAAUGAAUGAUGGCUUCCACGAUCUUCAGGAAAAGUUAAAUGCUGAUGACAGAGAGGUGCAUCUCAAUAGUGGAAAUGGUCUUUUUGUGAGCGAGGUAUGCAAAGUCAACGAUGACUUUCUCAACAAAGCCAAGAACCUCCGGUCAGGUGUCUCCACUGUAAACUUUGAGGAAAAUGAAGAAGUCAAGAAACAAAUCAACAGCUACGUUGAGAAGAACACAAACGGCAAGAUCGUUGAUGUGCUGAGCAGUGUAGACAAGGACGCAGCUUUAGUUCUUGUCAACUUCAUUUAUUUCAAUGGAACGUGGGAAAAACCUUUCGAUGAGAAAUUUACCAAAGAAGGAGAUUUUCACGUGAAUAAAGAUCUUACCGUGAAGGUGCCGUUCAUGUCCCAGACUGGUUAUUACAUGACAGGAGCACUGGAUGAAGCCGACAUUGUAUCUGUCCCAUACAAAGGGAACGCCUCCAUGUUAUUCAUCCAACCCAAAGAUGGCCAAAUGAAAGGCGUGGAAUCGCACCUCACUGAUGUACUGAAGAAAUUUCAAACACGUCUUUACAAAGACCUUGUGGAUUUAAGAAUUCCCAAGUUUGACAUUUCUGGUGAUAUCGACCUAAAACAAGUUCUACCCAAACUCGGAAUAGUCGAUAUGUUCUCCAACGAAGCAAAUCUUUCUGGAAUCACUGGGACUCCCAACCUGAAAAUUUCACAGGCUCUUCACAAAGCUAAGAUAAAUGUACAUGAGAAGGGGACAGAGGCUGCCGGGGCCACAGUCAUGGAGGCCAUUCCCAUGAGACUUCCUACUCAGAUUACGUUAAAUUAUCCAUUCGUGUUCAUUAUCUUUGACCACGACCUCAAAACCAUCCUCUUCAUGGGGAAAGUUGUGAACCCAAGCGAGUAA